CGGACUAUAUCAUAAACAAAAUAAUUGCAGUAGACUUUAAAGUUGUUGAUUCAUAUAACCUUUAUAUUUACGUUACCUAGAUGAUCACAAACUAGAAAAGCAAAAGUUAUUCUCAUAAUGUCAGGCAGCUAACACUAAAACAGUAAUAGAGUCAAUUAAUACAGCCAUCAUAAUCCCAAAAGUCAAGAACGUGGUAGAGGUAUAGCAAAUGCGCUACUACUAUUUAUAGUCUUUUGGUCUUUUCCUCUAUGUCCAUAACUGAUGUUACUCUUCUCUGUACCUUCUGAACCAAACCAGCAAAGCAACAACAACAACAACAACAACAAAAAAUAGCCAUAUCCUUUCUAAAUUAAAUAAACUCCCAUUUCAGUCCCCUAAAAGAACAAGGAUCAUGGUGAAAGAAUCAAGUUCAACACUAAAACUUCCUUUGUUUUCAGUAAAUGCACAAGAUGAUUUAGGCAUGUUAACUCCUCUACACACUUUAGCAUCCAUACCAUUUUCUUGGGAAGAAGAGCCUGGGAAGCCUCGUCCAUGUACUGAUCUUAUCCCUUUACCAAACUCUAUUAACUUCAAUGAGCCCAAACUAUGCUUAGAGCCACCUCCAAGGCUUUACAACUACUACAUGGAAUCAAACAAAAGUGCUUCCCCUACAACUGUUUUCGAUGGGCCUUAUAUAACCAACAAGCCUAGGUUUUCAUCCUUCAGGUUCUUGAGGGAUCGUCGUAGACAAGGGUCUUUUGACAGUACUGCUAGCUCUGAAACAGGACAAAAUAGUGCAUUUGUUGUUGGCAAGAAGAAAGUGGAGAGUAAAAGCUGGUGGCGCCGCAAUAGUAAUAAUGUUAAAGGCAAAUCUGGUAGAGAUGAUUCAACAGAUUGUGUUAGUCUUAAUGAUGAAUGCACUAUGAAAAUGGCAACACUUGAAAGAAGUGGAAGCUUUUCAGGUCUCUCACAGUCACAGGCUAAGACUCAUAUUUGGGCAACUAUAUACGAAGGAUUCAAGCAGGUAAUACCAUGGAAGAGCAAAAAAUCAAAGAAAGAAGCGCUUAUCGGCUAAGCUUCAACAAUGGCUGUUAUGUUAAUGAAGUUAAAAAGAUUUUUAUGUUGCUUUCUCUAGUCAUUUUAAGUACUCCUGGUUAAAUACGCAGGAAAUAUAGAAACAAAUGUACUGUGCUUUGAGAGCAUUAGCCUUGAAUUUCACCAUAACCUGUUGUAAAUAUUGUGAGAUCAUUUUCUGGAUUCAAUUUCCACUUAUCCUUGUAUCA
Messenger RNA from Capsicum annuum, 1262 nucleotides. RefSeq lists its product as uncharacterized. Bases 392 to 1054 code for a protein of 220 amino acids. The record is from RefSeq and is a predicted model, not a curated record. The transcript is spliced from 2 exons. NCBI's taxonomy places the organism in Eukaryota, Viridiplantae, Streptophyta, Magnoliopsida, Solanales, Solanaceae.